GACCCCUUCAAUCUGGACACCCUCGUCUUCGCGGCCUACACUGAAAUGGUGAGGGCGCUGUUUGGAGACUGCGCGUGGCGACUGGCCUCUUGGGCGCUCUGUGUCGCGCUGCUGGUCGUCAUGUGGGCCUACGCGGCGCUUGUUGCGGGCACGCUUUCUGCCAUGGUGCCUGUGCCGUACGUGGGGGGGCCGUGCGACAUCUACGACGAGGAAGAUUCGGGGUGCCAGAGGGUAUACCAGGCAUAUCUGCUGGUGUUCGGUUUGGUGGGCGUCGCGCUCUCCUCGUACAGCUUCAAGGAGCAGCGGCACUUUCAGAUUGUCAUGAGCGCUGCCCGGCUUCUGCUGGUGCUCUCCAUCAUCGGCGACUGCGCCCGCAUGCACGUCAUGGGGGAGGCACCUCCACCUCCGGGAGGCGACUCCGUCGGGCACGCGCCAGGCAGAUCGGCAGUACAGAGCUGCUGCCUCAGCCGGCUCACCCGAGGAUGGGGGGUGUUGUUGAUGGGAAACUCGCCGCUGGGCUCGGCGGCGCGACGGUACAUUUCCUAG
Prorocentrum cordatum is the source of this 546-nucleotide messenger RNA. Lineage: Eukaryota; Dinophyceae; Prorocentrales; Prorocentraceae. The record is from the annotation of a GenBank genome assembly.